Porites lobata is the source of this 24788-nucleotide messenger RNA. NCBI's taxonomy places the organism in Eukaryota, Metazoa, Cnidaria, Anthozoa, Scleractinia, Poritidae. The record is from the annotation of a GenBank genome assembly.
AUGUCAUCCCUUUUUAGAUCAGAAGAGAUGACAUUAGCCCAGCUCUUUCUUCAAGCUGAGGCGGCAUAUUCCUGCGUUAGCGAACUCGGAGAAUUGGUAAGAAAGAGUAGUAUAUCUCCGCCAUCUUGUUUUGAUCGAACAUUUAUUAUUUUUGCUCUCUACUUUUCCAGUAUUUUGAUAACUUGAUUGUUUGACUUUUAUGACUAAACACUGGUUUCCUCUUAUCUCCCCUUUUUUUAUGUAGGGUCUUGUGCAAUUUCGAGAUGUAAGUAUUGAUCAAUCAUGCAUUAUUAGAUCGCAACAUCGUACAUCGUAAUCUUCAUUUCAUUUUUUCGUACUUCUGUGUAAUUAGCUCGCCACCUUCCUUCCAUUAGAUCGUAUAUCUAGGCAACUGGAUCUUGAUCUUCAUUCCAUUAUAGAUCGUAUGCAAUUAGAUCGUACCAAUUUAAUUAGUUCCAACUCUCAUGAGAGUAGAUUGACUUUGUUCUGUGCUGGAAGAACGUCUUCUGACAAAUUUGCAAGAGGCCCAGGAAUUGUUUGCCAUUCUCGACAGGAAUGAUUAUUCUAACUGUGCAAGUUUCCUCCAAGCAUCAACAGCACAGAAAAAAGUCAAUCUACUCUGUACCUAGCAAAGGCAAUAUAGACCUUGUCACGGUUGUCGACGCCAUCUUGACGAGUAGGCAAACGCGUGAGAAAUUACAGUGUUUGUAUGAGCAUCUAAUGUUGAAUAACUUCUGUAAAACGACUGUUCUGAAAAAAAAUUAUGAAUUUUAAACUAAAGCUUUACUGCUAAGGAUUCUACUGAAAAAAAAUUGAGGGCGUUACAUGCGCUAGAAGACCUAGAACCACUUUUUUGAAUUUUCGAUACAUUUGUCUGUAAGAAAGUUCCGGGAAAAAUUACUGACAAAUAUAUGGGAAAUCUAAAGCAAGCUGCUGAAGAAAUUUAGGCACAGGUACACCCCAAAAUUUUUUGGUAGUUUAGUGGCCACUGUUGGAGAAGCAAGAAUGAGAUUGUUUCCCAACUACUUCUUUGGGAACCAAAACCCAGCAGAUGAUCCAGGGGUUCACCCUGCAAUGGCAUUUAUUGACCAAGUAGAGAGUGAUACUGAUCUUGCGAGGUAGAAACUUCUGUCUGUCAUGGCUAACAAAAGACAUUGGAAGAAACUUUUCAAAUCGUGUCGGUGUGCCCUAAAUAGACAGAUACAGUGUAAGGCAGUCAUCUUUCUAAGAUAGACACACAAUGCAGAUUCCAAUCAUGUCCAUCUUGGAAAUGGUUGACCAUAAAAUGUUUAUUGUCACUGUUUUUCUUUCUUAUACGGAUGAUUUUCUUGUCAGCUUAAUCCGGAUGUCAAUGCCUUUCAACGCAAAUUUGUCAACGAAGUCAGACGAUGUGAAGAAAUGGAAAGAAAACUCAGUAAGUGAAUACCAAUAGGCUAUUACUAGUUGCAAAACUGUUGCUUUCAAAACAAGGCUACCAUAAGUGCGAAACCUUUCUUCUGAAAGUGAGUUUUAUUUGCAUGAGAAUAAAACAGUCAUUUUCUUGUCAGUGGCUUUGCACUUUUAGCCUCAAUUUGAAACAGAGGCGUAAGACAACUCAGUAAUGGCCUCUUUUAGGUUGGGUGUAAACGUGUGUGCAAAAACAUAUGACCCUUAAUUUAAGAGUGCUGUGUUGUUGUUUGCAUAUAUAGGUGUAGGAUGCCAUACAUUCAUAUUCCCUCAAGGAAUCAAAAUGUUUUAUUAUGUUUGUUUCAUGCUGAUAACGUUACAAAUAUAGCCGGGGAUUAUUCUUACAACUCUUUUUCUGUAAUCAACAUCACUACUCAGAACUCUAUAUAUUUUUCGCAACUACAUUGAUAUGAUUUACAAUGUGUUUUGGCAGGAUUCUUGAAAAAAGAAAUUGAAAAGGCUGAUAUCCAUGUUAGUGAUACUGGAGAAAAUCCCGAGGCACCUCAUCCAAGAGAAAUGAUCGACCUUGAGGUGAGUUAGUUAAUAACCUUGACAUAAAUGAGAUAUAAAAUGUGCAGUCAUCAACAAAAUUUCCUUUUGUCUAACUUAUUUAAAUAACUAUUAUUUUUUAGGCUCAAUUUGAACAGCUUGAGAAUGAAAUGAAAGACAGCAAUGCUAACUAUGAAGCUCUGAUGAAAAGCUUCCUGGAGUUGACAGAACUCAAACACAUUCUACGCAAGACACAGACCUUCUUUGAAGAGGUGAUGCUCUUUCAAUCUGUAUGUUUUUAAAACUUAAUUUGCCAUUAACUUAGACCAGUUGCUAAGUGAUGAUAACCUUUUCAUGGACAGAAAAAUGGACAGAAAAAGCUAACAAACUAAGUUAUUAAUGGAAAAAUUUUUGAUUCAAUAAUCCAUUCAUAAAAUGAAUAAAAGGUCAAAUUUACCUCGAUUCAAUAAUCAAAUGUUGAUUUGGUUUAUGAACAAAAUCUACCUGUUCUUUAUUCUUGUCUGUUGUGUUCAAUCAUUUAUUUUUCCACUAGAAUCUAUUGUACCAAUCACAGUACCUCAGAAACACAGGCCUAGGUCUGUUCACAUUAUGCAGGUUAUAUGGAAGGUCAAACUGCUUACACUUUAAAUGGCCAUUUUUUAAUCAUACAUCAGUAUCUGUAAAAUACAAAUACAUGCAGCUGUAUUGUAACAGAAAAGCAUAACUUUUGUGCGUCAAUCCUAUAUGUGGUUUACAUGUAAGUUUUAUUUGGGCAAUUAAAGGAUAGAAUCCUUUAGUUGUAACCUUACCACAGAAUCAAGCCCGAGCUAAUUUUCUAUCCAUGUUCCUCGAUGUAGCUUGACUUUUGUCAAGAUUAUAUGAAAACAAAGAAUUAAAUAGUUGUUGGUUGCUACGCCUUUUUCAAAAUCUAUUUAUUUUAACCAAAUCGGCAACCCUGCCAAAAUUUAAUUACCAUGGUAGCCAGUAUGAUUGUAUAAGCCUUUUCAGAAUAUGUAUUUGGUAGCUGUGAAUAUUGGGUAGUAUUAGAACACAGUGUUGUGUUGGUAACUUUGGUUAGGCCGAACUUCACGUGCAUAAUCAACAACAGAUCCACGAACCGCAGGGCACUGAUGAUAUGCAAGCUCUGCUGAGAGAAGAAACGCGAGGAUCGGCCACAGCCACAGCAACUCAACUAGGGUAAGUGACAGCGAAGACUUUUUAUGGUGAUGUUUUCUAUUGUCUUUAACCUCUUACAAGAACCACUUGACACGUCUGAUCUUAAUGUUCACUGAAUUAUGUUGACUAAGCCACUCGGAGUAACUUCACAGGUCAUAAUGUAGAAACUGAAUGUAGUAAUACCUUACUAAAAAGUAGAUCUGUGUUCAGUCAGGACCUCUACUUGUAAAAGACUCCUGUUCUAUACCCAGGAUACCCAACAUAGUUUUUGCUGGUUGGCCUGGAGCAAAAGUUGAAUGGUGUACAGGGCUGUGCUCUAAGGAAAAUUGAAGGGCGCCCAGUGCUCUGAAACUGUAAAAUCUAGGGUGCCCGGCAUAUGAUUUGUGUGAAAAAUCUGAGAUUUUCUAGUCACCCUAGGGCAAAAGUUAGGCACCAGGGGCCACCGGGCGUUGCUAGAGCACAGCCCUGGGUGUAUUGCAGUCUCUGUGUUUAAUGGUCUGUAACUAAUUUUGCUUGUAAACUCCACAGGUUUGUGACUGGGGUGAUAGCUCGUGAGCGAGUGCCUACAUUUGAGCGCCUUCUAUGGCGUGCUUGCCGUGGGAAUGUGUUCUUUAAACAAGCUGAGAUUGAGACUCCUCUUGAAGACCCAAGCACAGGAGACCAGGUUAAUAAAUGUGUCUUCAUCAUCUUCUUUCAAGGAGAUCAGCUUAAGAGCAGAGUAAAGAAGAUAUGUGAGGGGUAAGUGAAUUUUUCAUCGACUUAAAAACAGUCCAGUGUGAUAGAUAAUUUUUCAAUAUUUAGAAUGGAAAUCAAUGUCAAAUACAUUGCAAUAGUAGGCAGUGAGACACAUUGUGUACAGAGUUGAAAUUAAAGGUCUGAUCACAGCAUAGUUAGCCAGACACUCCUGCUAAAAAUUAUCAUUGUCACUAAUAAAUAAUCUGUCUUCCAGUCAUUAAACAAAAAUCAACAAGUAGCCAGCCCAAUAAUGUCCAAGGUACAUGUAUCUUGUCAAUUGUUUGACUGCCUGCUGUUAGGGAAACCCUAAAAAAAACUAAAGAAAAUAAGAUUAAUUCACUUCGAUGAAGUUAUACCACAAUGUUUUAGAGCGACACAAAGCCAGCCCCCCCCAAUUAUUCUUCACUAUUAAAUGAGCGACUGUAUGAUCUAUCACCACUGUAAAGCUUUAUGGGGAAAUAACAGGUAUGGGUUCUUUACCAGCUGGAAGUUCAGAUUUGAUUCUUAUCCUCAGCUGCAUGACCUCCAACCUUUUUGUUCUUGAGCUUCUCUGCUUUGUAUUGUAGUUUUUAAUGGACAGCUGAUACCAUCCUUUUUACUAAAUUAAAUAGGCCAUUCUCUCAAAUAAGCCCCCUGUCUCUAUUAAGCCCCACCUCAAAUAGGCUUGAUAUGAAUGAGCCCCCACCUUAGGGGGUUUCAUAGACGAUGAUUUUGUGGUAUUACUUUUAGUAGUAGCAACCUUCAGAUUCAUUUAGAUAAUCAAAUCUAUGUAAUGGGAAUUAUUUCCUAGUUUUCGAGCCACACUGUACCCCUGUCCCGACACAGCAGCAGAGAGACGGGAAAUGGCUAUAGGGGUUAACACAAGGAUUGAAGAUCUUCAACAUGUAAGUAUGGAAAAUACCUACUUCACCAUUAAAUCUGCACUCCAAAUAAUGAAUGAACUACAGGUAACAUUGAUCAUCAUCCACUUUGUUACUUUAUUCUCUUUUGCUGCCCAAAGUAUUUAACCCAUUUGCCCCAGGAGACUUUGCCAAAAAACAUGUUAUAAAGCUGGUUGAGCGGUUUUGGUUGUCUGGUCACUGCCGUGCUAUAAAGAGCUAAAACUUAUCACAAAGCUGUUUACAGGUUGUACACUUCACGGCUUUCUGAGCUAGAUGCAAAAUACUAGCUUGCGAAGUUCGGGCAUUGGCAGAAAGCAAAAUUUCAAGAUAGUUUUUGGGUUUAAAAGUGACACAGCAGUCUUGACUUAUUCUUUUCGCUUUCUCUCCUUCCCUCUUUUUUUUCGUUUUUCUUACCUCACUUUUUUUUUCUCUUACUGGGCAUUUAGUAGCCUUCCCUUUGGUGGGAUAAGUUUUUAGGAAAACUUUUAGGAUCUUGCAAUUAGAUGAAAGGAAAGGUAGGUGGGCAGAGCCCGGUGGCCCUUGGCGCCCAACUUUUGCUCCUGGGCAACUGGAAAAUCUCAGAUUUUUAGUACAAAUCAUAUGCUGGGCACCCUUGAUUUUACAGGUUCGGAGCACUGGGCUUCCUUCAAUUUUCCUUGGAGCACAGCAUUGGACUGAAAUGCGUGUUAGUAAAGGGGCUUUGUCAUUGCAAAUUACCGCAAAGUCAAGUUGAGAGUUUCUCAUAAAAAGAAACUGAGCAGAUAAAAACAGCUCAAAACAUUAUUCUUUUGGACAAAACAAAAUGCGUGAAACUACUAAUUUAUGUGUCGAAAUAAUGAAUAGUAAAUAACAAGUAAAGGGGAAACUUGGCCACAUGGUGCAAUUUUGCAUUUGCCGUUUGAUGUAAAUGUGAAUGCUUAACCUCUCUAAUGUACAUACCCUUAUAUGGGAUGGAAAGUACCCUCCUAUAUUGUGACCAAGCUUAGUGCAAAUAAGUUUAUCAUGUAUCAGGGGAGUGUAUUGUAUUCCUCUUAUCUGCAACAUUUUAUAUCGAUUCCAUUGUUUCACAUUAAUUUACUAGUCUUGUUUUGGUAGGUGCUCAAUGAAACUCGUGAUCACCGUCAUCGCCUGUUGUUGACUGUGGCCAAGAACAUUAAUCAGUGGUUUAUCAAGGUAACUACAAUGUUAUUCAGUAUUAGACAAUGUCAGUCUCCCAUGCUUAAAACUGUUGUAAGCAGCUCCCCUUGAGGAAGGAAAGACUGGCUUUUUACCAAAGGGUCACUAAAACAGUCUGCUUUGGUAGAGUUUUGAUUUUGUUUAUUAAGUGUAACUACAGUCAUAUUAAGCGGCCACCUAUUAAGCAGCAACCCCUUAUCUUGUGGCUAGUUGUCAAAAUACCGAAAAUAUUUUCACUUAAAUACUAUAAAUAAUGUAUAGAUUUAGCCAGGGCUAAAGGGGAAGCUCUUGAUAAUAUUUAUAGGGUGCGUUCGAUUGGGAAAUCUGGAUUUAGAUUUUAAAAUCCGGGUUUCGGAUUUGCAAUUGAAUGCGAAAUCUGAAAACGGAUUUCAAAGCUGAGAUAUCUGUUUUUGGAUUUUCAUUUUUACCGUUUGAUUGGGAAAUCCGAAAAAGGAUUUGAAAAACUGUCCUUAAGAACAGCAGUCUUGAACGCGCACGCAUAAUUAGGAAAAAGAAGACCGCUGUUCAUGAGAAAUCCGGAUUUAGAUUUUGAAAAUCUAAAUCCGGAUUUCCCAAUCAAACGCACCCAUAGUUUGUUCAAACAACAUAUAAAAUCAUGUAAUGCUAAGCGGCAAAGGCAUGCAACGCCGGAAAACGAUGAAAAACAACAAUAGGUCUAAUUAGCAAAAGCAACUUUGCACGUGCAGCAAACUUUUUUUGUACAUUUUGUUGCCAUUGUUUUGCACGACUACAAUGUGAAACUUCCAGAAACGUCUUAGUUACACGUUUUAUGGAGGAAAUGUUGUACGUGUUCGCGUUGACUUUUUUUCACUGCCUUUCAUUUUCACCUUGCAUUGGUGGCCACUAGCAUUUCUCAUUUUGUCACCGCCACUACAAAAUUUUCAAGUUGUUCCUCUAACAAAAAAAUGCCUCCUUUGUUUUUUAUCUCUUGCUCUAAAUCCCUGUCCCCCUUUUUCUCGUUGAGCUUUGCUGGCCUGCUCCGCUAAAACCCCUGUUUAGAAGCUACCCCUUAUAAGAGACCGCGGCCACCUUUUGGUCACCCUGAUGAAGGUCUUUUAUCGUUUUUGACCCCUAUUAAGUCACCACCCAAUAUUAAAUAACCAUGGGUCUGGCUUUGUUUUUUGAUAAGGCAAUGGCAGUAAGGAGCCGAAGUACAAAGUGACAACUGAUAAAUGCAUUUAAACACAUGUUUAUAGUUCUCUUUGCAUGGAACCUUACAUGUUUACUAACCAAUUAAACCGACUGUAAAAAUAUUCAAAAUGUAAAUGCAGUGUUCAUGUUGAGAUUUUCUUAAAAUUGGUUUUGUGUGAUUUUUAAACAUUUCAUUAUGUGCAACAGAAUAAAUGAUGUUAAAAGUCUAAAGUAUGCUUACAUUUGAAUAAAUUGAUGUUUCAAGUAAGUUUCAGACCUAAUCCUGACGAACCUUAUUAAGCAGCCAACUCCUAUGAAGCGGCAGCCACUUAAGGUGUCAUAGGGGUUCAACUGUAGGAACACAUUUUUGGGGAGCAACAUAACAGCCAUUCAUUCCCUGGCUGACAUUGUUUUGAACACUUUUGCCUUUGUAUCACAGUCUGUAUUGUGUGGUCGGAAAACUAAAAUGUAUUGCUAAAAAGGCAAGUGCAGCCCUAUCAAUAGAAGUUUUACUGUAUACUGUAUUGAAUUAAUGUCGAAAUAAGAAGACUGGAGAAUUCAGUGUUUGAUUUAAUAUUCUCAUUUCUAGGUAAAGAAGAUCAAGGCCAUUUACCACACUAUGAACAUGUUCAAUCUGGAUGUGACUCAGAAGUGUCUCAUUGCCGAGUGUUGGUGUCCUGUGAGUGACUUGGACAGGAUUCAGCAAGCGUUACGUCGUGGCACAGAGCACAGUGGUGCUGCCAUACCAUCCAUUCUGAAUCGCAUGGCUACUAAGCAGGAACCUCCAACUUUUAACAGGACCAACAAGUUUACAGAGGGGUUUCAAGUCAUCGUAGAUGCUUAUGGCGUGGCUAAUUACCAAGAGGUUAACCCAGGUACAGAAGAUUAGCAGAUAUUGGUUUUUAAACGUAGACCACUGAUACUCAAAGUGUGCACAGUGUAUUUCCAAAUUCUUAAUUUACACUGUAAGUAGUAGACUUGCUACAAGUCGACCUCUCAAAACUAAGUUCUUAAGAGUGAGCGAAGCGAGCUUCAAUGCACAAGAUCGUGCAGGGAUGGAGCUAGCGACAAAGUCUUGAGGUUGACUUGUUUCACCUGAAUGGAUUUGAAUCAUAUUAUAAAUGCACGGGGGGGGAAUGAUUGACAUAUGCUGUGGCUGGAGCGGUGUGAAAUAUCAUUCACUGUGCUAUUGGUCAAUUGUCAUGAUGUCACAUGUAGAGUUUCGACUGGUGAAUUUCAUGCCAGACAGGUAUCAAAAGUCCUUUAAAAUAGAAUAACCAACCAGGAAAAAUAUAGAGGACUUUUAGAAUGUCUAUGUAAGUAACUUUUCAUUCAAUUUUGCAAAUAAAUUUAAUUGUUUUUUUUUUUUACUUUCUUCCGACAAACAGCUCUGUUUACCAUCAUCACAUUUCCGUUCCUUUUUGCCGUCAUGUUUGGGGACUGUGGCCAUGGCUUGAUCAUGUUCCUGUUUGCUUUGUGGAUGGUGUAUAAUGAGAAGAAACUGAAAAAUUUCAAUGGAGGAGAGGCAAGUUUAUUGCUGUUGAUGAAAGUAACUCAAAUUGAUUUGUGAAGCUGCAGAACAAAUUGUGUUGAGUAAACUCAUGAAAAACAUUACAAAGAGAAGCCCUUGCCCAUGAGGAUUCUAGCCAAAAUGACUGGUUUUUGAAUGGAAGGCAUAAAUUUAUUGAUUCUGGGGGAAUUUAAGGUCCCAAAUUAUUGAAAGUCGGAGUGUUUUUUUUUUUUUAUUUUAAGUUAUUAUUAUUAUUGUUAUUAUCAUUAUUAUUAUUAUUACAAGUGAUACUGGUAAAAGUAAAUUAUAACUAGUUUACACUAUAUAAAGCUUCGAAUUUAAACCUUGAAAUAAUUUGAUAAAAAAAAGCUAGCUUUUUCGUCUUUCUUCAGUGCCGCAUAUUUAUACGACGAAGUCACGGUUCAUGGUUGUCCACUAUAGUGAGAAGUGACUCCAUUUGCUUUUAUUGAAAUUGAUGGAUGAAAAUUGAUUGCUCCUUUUGAUAUACAAAUCAUGUCCAGUGACAUACAAAUCAUGUCAAAGAGAAAGUAAAAUCAACUAUUACAGCUGAUUCUUAAGUUGUGGCACAAGCUGAUGAAUAAAGUGCAUAUUUACAAAAAUAGAUACGAAUUGCUCUUUCUGAAAAGAAAACAACAACAGGUUCAGGUCUGACAGUCUUCUACAUAUAAAAUUGUCAAAGUUAUAAAGCUUCUUACAAAAUUGCCUCAAAGGAUUCCUGGAGAUUUUUUUAUGAUAAUUAUAAUUACUUUUAUAGUUAUUACUUUAAUGAAGGAUGAUCAUGGCAGUUACAUACGCAACUUUUGCAGUUGUGAACAGAAAGCCUGAAAAAAAUUCAGGCUUGUAUUGGAUUCGAACCCUUGACCUCUGCGGAAUACCAGUGCAGCACUCUACCAAUUAAGCUAACGUUAACAAGCCAACUGGGAGCAGGUCGUUGAAUUGGUUCGUUAUAAACCUGUGAAAGGAUGAUGAUGCGUAUAUAACUGCGAUGAUCAUCCUUCAUUUAAUUCUUCACUCCACAGUUCAUAUAUAUGAUUUUCACGUAAUAUUCAAAACUUCAUAAUCUUUACCAUAACUUUUAUUUAUUUAUUUAUAUAAUUUUUCUACCCUGACAUGGUUUGCAGAUACCUGCCAAUGAACACUCUCAACCUUUAGUUUUGUGCUGCAGGAAACUAAUAUCUUAGUAUAAUUAUUUUCCUUGGCAGAUCUUUGAAACCAUGUUUGAAGGUCGAUACAUUAUUUUGUUGAUGGGUUUAUUUGCUGUCUAUACUGGUCUUAUUUAUAAUGACUGCUUCUCGAAGUCCUUCAACAUCUUUGGAUCUUCAUGGGAUCUCGAUGUAAAGUGGCCAGCAAUUAGGUAAGCUUUGUAAAUACCUUAUUACAUGAAGUAGUCGCGACACAUUAAUUUCAUGACUUUCGCAAUACAAAAAAAUUGCAAAAUUAAAUUGACGCUAACAAUGAGUGUCGCUAACAUAGCAUGGUGCGAAAAUUAAGUGACUCACAUGAUGUCCAUAAUCAAGAAAGAGCGAGUUUAUUACCCCUGAAACGUUCAUAAAAUCAGAUCUUUUUUUACUUUUCUGAGGAAUUUUCAGUGUAAAUGGAUAUUGUGAUCAAUAAUUGACUCAAGAACAAUAAUAUUAUCCAUGUACAUGCAAGCAUGAACUGCUUGUGGACAUUGUGAGAACUGCUUUGUUGUUACUGUUGACAUUUAGGCCUGCUGUUGCAUUUUUCUUAAUUUUGACUUAAUUGUUCCUUUGAAAAAGCAUUUUUUUUUUAUUUUUUAAUUCAAAGACAUGUUAAAUAACAACUCAUCUAUGAAAUGUAAAUUGUUGUCCUCAAUGUAAAUUGUUGUCGCGAAAUAUGGUCACAUCAAAAUUACUUAAUAAACAGAGGCAGACUGAGGAUUUUGUGAUAGAGGUGACAGAGGUGGCAGGGGUCUCAGUAAGCACCGACAGUUGACGAGAUGCGACAGCUACUUUGCUCAGAGUAGUCGGCUACUUUUUUCUAGAAAGAAGAAGCAACUAGUCUACUCUGAAUAACGUCGUAACCAAAAAUGCAUCAUAUAAUCUGAAUGAAAAUGCAAUUAUGUGUUUCCAUAAGGGCCCCCUGGUUUAUACUUUAGUCAUGUGAAUGCUAUAUUUCAGUCAGUUUUUCCCAAGUUUCUUUAUAGGUUUACACAGAAUUUGUUUACGUUCAAAAGUACGUGAUUUAGAUUUCAUCAUUUGUUCUGUGGCUUAUAGAUCGAAAGUUGAAUGAAUUAGCUACAUUUUCUUGAAUGAAAAAAAGAACCACGCUCUUUUGUCCUCAAUUUAUUCCCCAGAAUGCUGGAAAUCGCAUUUUGGGGCUUUGAAAUUUCAAAAUUUUUUGAGGGAGCAUGCCCCCAGACCCCCCUUAGAAAAAGGGGACUUGUUUAUACAGUCAGUAACUCUAUUCAAACCCACUGGCUACUUGUAGUUUUACUGAAACCCCUGAGGGGGCCUAGAUAAAUUUUCUUUGGUGUUAUUACAGAUAACUAAUUAAAUCUUUAGCCCUUGAAAAAUGUAAAAAAGAAUGCGAUGUUAUGCAAAUUAUUCUGGUACAAGGUUUUUGUCCACUGAAAAUUGAAAAUUUAAACUCAAUUUCCUGAUGGAUUCCAUCUUUAAAAGUCCUUUUUUUUACACUCUAUUUGUCAGAUAACUCUCUAGACACUAAAUGCUAGUCCCUCUUGCCGAAAAAAGAUCUUUAAAAAAUGCCAGGUAGCAAAUUAAAAAUUACCAUUUAAAAUUAAAUUCUAAAAUUAUGUCUUCACUUUCUCAAUUUUUUGACAUUGUUGUUUGUAUUCUUUUAGCGCAAGUGCACUCAAUUCUUAUGCGGAAAGCAAGACUAUUAUGCUUGAUCCAAAGGAAACAUAUGAUGGCAUUCCAUACUACUUUGGGAUAGAUCCAGUAAGUACAAGUCUGUUUUCUUUCUGUGCUUAAGGCACUAAACGUACACAGUCUGCAUUAAUUUGAAUUAAAUUGCUAUGAAGAUGCCGUUGCUUAUCACUAUCUGUUGUUGUGCUUACAACGUCAGAAAAGUGUUAGCCUGCGAAAACUUCCGUUUCUCCUUGUUCGUCGUAGCUGGGGACGUUUCGCACGCAGGAACGUUUGCGACUCAGCGGCAGCAAUUCGAUACUGAUGAUGCAAAUCAAUGUUUACAUAAUAAAUCCGGUAGUCAUGGGGUUCCAAAUAUAAAGUUGUCCAAUUUUAUGUGUCUUCUGGUCGAUUUUGGUAAAGUGUUGUGUGCAUCUGCCAAAGAGCUCCAGCAAAACUCAAAUACUUCUUCUAGAGAAGACUAUAUUCUACAAAUAUUGAUUGUUUUGUUAGAGAUUCUUCACAUUUACAUUUGACCUCUGUGGCCUUUUGUCUUUUGUCUGUCAAGACUGUCAUUCGUAAACAAUAGCUAAAACAAUGUAACUACUCCGUUGACCAAUCAGGGCUUCUGACCAGAUUCCUGAUAGAUUUUACAUCAUCAGAAUGGAUUUUCUGUCGCUGAGUCGCAGACGUUCCUUCGCGCGAAACGUCCCCAGCGGCAAAGAGCAAGGAGAAACAGAUGUUUUUGCAGGCUAGAAAAGUGUGUUAAUUAAUAAUAUUAUUGUUAUUUAUGUACUCUUUUUUUUAAUGGACUAACCAGUAUUUGUUUCGCAGAUCUGGCAGAUAGCCACAAACAAACUUACAUUUACCAACUCCUUUAAAAUGAAGAUGUCUGUUGUGUUGGGUGUGGUGCAUAUGAUGUUUGGUGUCUGUCUGAGUUUCUUUAAUCACAGGUGAGUAUUAACCACAGAAUGGCCAUACCCCGCUUUUCCCCAAUUUUGUUCUAUGAAAGAGAGGGCGUGGGGGUGGGGAAGUGCUGUUGAAGAAGUUUCAUUUGCCGUAGGUUUUUAUCCACAGGUUCAAACGUAAGAGCAACAUGCUAAAUGAUUAGAACCAUGUGAAGGAUUUAUUCCCGGGGGGGGGGUGGCACUUAAGGAAUUUCUGGGUGGGGAUGUGCCGCUUGGACCCUGGAACCCUGGAACCCUUGACCUAUACCAGAGCUAGUUCAGCUGAAUUUUGUGACCCUAUACUAGAGUAAAUUCCUAAAAUCUCCCUAUCCUAGAGUAGCUGUUUUCCCAGUCUAGAGAAAAUCUUCAACCAACCGAUCAGUUUCCUGAAAAAUGAUACCCUAUUCUAGACCCAAACACUCUGAUUUAUAUACCCUAUCCUAGAGUAAACUGCUUGAAAACCCUUACCCUUCACAGCGUCACAUACCCAUAUAGCCCAUAUAUAUAGCCCAUAUAUGGCAGUACCCCCCCUGGGGAUUUAUUUUAAAAUGGUAAAACCAUAGAUUUCAUCUACAGGUGCAAAAGUUCAAACUACAUCACAUCUCCAUAAUUGGCUCUGGGAACGGAAGUUUUAAAGGAGGGGAAGUGGAAGACUUUUUGUUUGUUUGUUUGUUUUUUACCAGUGUAAUGAAUGCAAAGAAAUGUGCCCAACUUUUCCAGGCAACUUGACACGUGAAAAUUCUUGGAUAGUAUCCGUUUUAAUCUUCAUGUGGGUUCAUUACUGGACCAUAGCCUGCAGUACAAAUAUGUUACCUGAAUUUUAUUUACUUAUUUGUUUAUUUUAUUUAUUUUUACUUUGUCAUUUCUUGUUUCAGGCACUUCAAAAAACCUCUUAACAUUUUUGCAGAGUUUAUUCCCCAGGUAAAUUGAAGAGUCCAAGGUUACAUUUCCUAAUUAUACAUAGUGGAACUAAGCAAAACAUUUUAUAAGUGUCAUAGAUGGUUAAAACGUACGUUUUCAUGACAUUGUUGUCUCAGGAGGCAAUUUUCACACCAUGAGAGUUAAUUAACAUUUAAAUGAUAAGCUAAUAAACAAGUUUACCUCUCUAUAAAUCUGGUAUACUCUUGAUAUUGGUGAAAAACCACCUUGAUACGUGGUGUCUGUUUGACCUUUCUUGUUCACUGCCAAGUUUACAGUGUGCAAUUUACCAUAUUUGCUUUGGUAUUCUCAAUAGAAUUAGUAUAAAAAGAUGGCCCAAGAACUGUCAUGCAUGUUGAUAUUACACUGCUAUGUUGGACUAUACGUGUUGUUUGCGUGGAACUGCACUGAUGCAAUAAUAUUUAUUUUUACUAUCUUUGUUUUGUAGGUUCUGUUUCUGUUUUGUAUUUUUGGCUACCUGGUGAUUUUGAUAUUCUACAAGUGGAUUGCUAUUAAUGUGCACAGCCCUCAUGUAAGGCUCAAAAAUAAUAAAUAAUAGUUAAAAAAUAAUAGUCUUAAAUAAUAGUUUUAUUAUUUGUCUCUCAUGAUUUUCUUUACCAAGCACCUCUUCAUUAUAUUACGUCUUUGGAGAGUUGGUUGUAAGAUUUUAUGAAAGCAAGAACUUUCAAGUCUAUAUAUGUACUCUUUUCUUCAGUGGUCAUGAGCAACAUUCUACAGUGUAUUUGAUGCCCAGAAUGCUUGAAAAUAAAUCGCAUUUUUAAGCUUCCAUUUAAGUACUUUUCAGAGGGGGAAGCCUGGCUACAGAUCCCUCGACUUGUAUGUUGGCACAAUAGGCAAAUUUCGUAUUCCCGGGCGGCCUAGGGCGAGUGCUUGUUUUCGCGCGAAAGCGAGGCUAAUGCGGGUGAUUUCCUGGCAACAAGACCAACAAACAUGAGAAAACUGCAGCUGAGUUACCGGAAAAUGAGGAAAAUCUUAAAGGUUUAAUGUUUCAAUGGGCUCCAAACUUACUUAUAGGCUUAAGAAAUCAUUGUUACGUACAGCAAAAGGAAGAUCAGCUCUUCAUCACCGAGAAAAACAACGAGCGAAACCAGAAAUUAAGCGAAAAGUGGUUGGUGAGCGAGUUCAAUAAAAAUGCGAAGAUGGUCUCAAAAUCCUCAAAACAUGGUAAAACCCUGAAGCCAUUUUAAUGUCCAUUUUCAGUGAUCGUUAUAACUUCUUUAAGGAAGCCUUCAUUGAAAUGCGGUAGUUAUCGAAAAAAUGCAAUUUAGGGACUUGUCAGAAAUUAGCAGGGGGGAGGGGCGGGGUUGGAAACAGAGGGAGGGUCACAACUUUUUGAGACUGCAGAAAAGGGAGGGGUCAUGAAAAUUGGGCCGUUAAAAGGGGAAGGGUCAUGCAAAUAUGUGUCCGUGAUCAUGUAGAGGUUCACCCACAGAAGAAAAAAGAAGUUCUUUAUUUUGUAAAAAAAAGCCUGGGAGAAACAGGAGAGUUGAGUAAUCAGCUGUCAGAAUCAGAGUCGGACUCUUAAUGCUGUCAUCUAAAAUGUAUGUAUAUGGCAUUACAAAGAACAGAUUAGAAAUAUAUUUUGAGCUUUCAUAAUACCAGGAGCCGAUUACUUCCUAGUGUAUUGCAAGAACUAGAUUUUAUCAUUUAUACAAGAGGGGGAGGGUCAUGAUAUUGUAGGCCAAGGUCAAGGGGAGGGUAAGCAAAUUUCCCUCCCAUUGCAGGGAUGGGUCACCUCAUUUCCGAACCCAAAUUUAAAAUUCCCACCCCCCCCCCCUCCCCUCUGCUAAUUUCUGACAAGUCCCUUAGUAAAACAACCACUUUUCAGUUGACAUUUUCUAACGGAGGGGAUGAAAAAUUUUGUGUAUUUGAAAUAAACCGAACAAGUACGUUCGGUGAAAAAAUAUCUUUCUUGACGGGGCUGAAGUUCUGCAUAGAUUCCUUGUACUGUGAGGAAGUUAAAUCGGAAUGGACAAAGGCGAUUUGAAAGGUAUAAGUUUAAUUGUACAUUUAGCUUACGUCGUUUAUAAAAACAUUCAGCCACAUGUAGAAAAACAAUCGACGUAUGCACAUUUCACUCGAUGAGAAGUUGAAUACAGACUUAUUAUACAGAUGGUGAUGCUAUUCCAUUUUACAGAUAUACACACGAGUAAAACAGGAUAAUAAGAAGUUUGAAAAUAGAAGGGAAUCGAAUAUUGACUUUUAAACAUAAGCUUAAUUUACCAUUUUCAAGCUGAAGUUUACUUCUUCUUUUGGCUUCAGUCGUGGCUUUUUUCAUGUCUCUGUUAGUUCGACCAGCUCUUGCCAUAGUUUCGCUGUUUGAAACAGAUAUCCCGUCAGCGGACUGGUGAAGUUUGAGCUUUGAAAUCUUAUUAGUUUCAUGUAUUGUAUCGUUUUCCAACGACUCAGCCGCAAUUUGCCUAUGUUUGUUUUUGUUUUUUCCAAGAAGUUGACCCGCAUUAGCCUCGCAAUCAUGGGCGUUCCAGGUCCGUCAGAGAAUACGAAACUUGCCUAAUGAUCAUUUUGCGUUAAACUUAGGAUGCUUACAACUGGCCAGCCCGACCAGUCCAGUUGACAGAGAAUUUCAUUAAUGUUAUUUUAUCAGGACUAUCCACUGAGCCAGAUUAAUCUACAGUGGAACCUUGAUAUAAAGAACCUCAGCAUAAUGAAGUCCGCAUUACAACGAAUGAUUUCCUUUACCCUAAUAGUAAAAAAUGUGAAAAAGAACCUCCAUAUAAUGACUCUUAAUAGCAAACAAAUUUCACCAGUCCCUUGGCCCUACGUCUUUGUUUUGCUUUGCGUUAUUUUCCUCACUUAUAUGUGUUGUCCGCGACUGUGCUCACACGGUGGGUGGCUCCCCCUAAAUUGUUCUGCAGUUGGUAUAGGAUUUAAUGGAGCCGAAACCAAUUGUGGAAUUGCACGCAUUUUAGGCAUCCUACUGAUGAACAGUUGGGGCUCGUAGAUCUAUUUUUUAGCAACUACUAUAAUUUGCAGUCUGUCUAAUUUGAAUUAUACCGAGGUUCAAACAAUUAAUAUAAAAAAAAGUAUGUUAACGACUUUUAAGAAAAGACUAUUAAAUUAUUUCUUUUUCACGUUGGCCUGUCCAGCUGGCCAGUUUCGACUUUUGGCGAAUUCCCUGACUUUUUGCUUUCCAUUUUCUUUAAGCAACCAAGCUUGUUGUUAGCUCUGAUCAACAUGUUUCUCCAGUUUGGCGGAACCAUUCAAGCGAGCGACUUAAUUUAUAAAGGACAGGUAAGCAAAAGACACAAGUUCUAUUUUCCUAGAUUUAAAAUUGCAACACGUACCAGGUAAAAUGCCAAGGGAAACAAGGAAAAAGAAAACCUCGUGCAGUACAAUUUGCUUUCAAGCAAAAAUAGCUACAAGAGAACGAUUGAUUACGAGUCUUCAUAGCCAAUAACAUCACGGCUUAACUGACAGACGACCAAUAACAUCGCGACGUAAUUGAUCAAUGAGAUCAAUAACCAGAGUAUAAUACCAUCAACUGACGUGAUACAACUCACUUUGACUCUGAAGAUGACUACCUCAUAGGUUGUCGAAACGUCAGUCACUGUCAACAACAACAGUCCUAUUUAGGACUACGUUCACCCGGACUAUCAAACUCAACCUACUUUUGAAAUGACUCUUGGGUUCAAACUUUUCGCAAUUCGCUUAUUAUUAGCGUACCAUGUAAGCAUAUUGCACUAAGCAGCCUGUAUAUUGUUGUUGCUGUUCCAGAUAGUGUAGCCUGCGUACCAGGCAGUUUUUGUGGUGAUUGCUUUGUGUUAAGUAAAAUAAGGGAUACAGCCGCACGAAAGGUGAACCAAGAUUAAGCAAGAAAACGAGGGAGAGAGGGCAAGGGGAGAACCGCCUGCAUUCAACCCCAUGAGAUUUUUGAAACUCCGUUUGCUAGCCAACAGAGCAAAUGGCUAAUACAAUGUCAACCAAUUGUCAGUGGAUGUCAAACAUUCUCAGUGCAUUCAGCAGUACAGUACCAAGGGAGUAUACUGUUGAUGCAAAUGUGACCUGUUUGGGGGCCAAACAUUCAAAAUUUGAGGUCAAGUUUGAAGGCGGUUGAUUAAGUGUUUACUUACUAAGGAGAUUAAGUGGAAUAUGAAUUAAAAGGAUUGCAUUUACUAGCAGUUGAAAUGGUGUAUUGCCUGGGGCGUUAACAUUCUAAAGUUAAUUGUUGGAUUCUAAUAUUGAGUGGUAAAGGAUUCUUGACAAAAGGGUUUGUGAAGAUCAAAUACGUACUGAUAAGUAGUACCGGCCUCUUCUGUAGGAUAUUAUUCAGCUGCUGUUGGUAGUUGUAGCAGUUCUGUGUGUGCCCUGGAUGCUCCUGGUGAAACCAAUCUACCUACGUCGCCAGCACAAGGCCAAGAAGGAUGAGGUAAGAUACUUAUUUAAUCAAAAGACACUUUGCAUUAGGUUUGAGUAGUGGCCUUUUAAAUAAGACAAACAUGUCAUGGCAAAAGUGAUUUUAAGAUCGCAGCUCAAAAACUAUUGUCUUAAUUGUCGUACAGAAGUUCUGCAUCCAUUUUAAUAGCUACUUUUGUAUACCAAAGUUAAAUACUAUUGAUCUCAUGUUUCGCUGUUCUCAAUAGUCUUUGCAUACCUCUUAAGAAAAGAGUUUUCUUCAGCCAUAUAUGGUUGGUUCAAAGGUUCGUGUCUGCAGGUUUUGAAUUGGUAGAUUUUGGUCCCCCUUGUUCUUCUUUUUCGUCGUUUUAUGUUAAGAUCCUAAUUUGGUGUUCCUGUGACACUAAGGCAGAAAUGUUCGAGCUUUCAUUGGCAACUUCAAAUUAGCCGCCCUUAUUAAUUUUAUCAGGGGCACCUCGGCUGGGGAACUGGACUCCUUUCGACUCAAUUUCGUUUCCGUAAUUUUCCGUAAGUUACUAUAACGCGGAUCCGUAAUCAAUGAUAACCUCUAGUCAGUAAGGUUUGAUUGGACUUACACUUAGAACCUGAAGUUGAAGUCUGGAAUGUGCCUGUUAACCAUUUGGUGCUUCCUCUUUCCUUUCGGUAAUAGAGAAAUUUGAUAGUUUUUUAAAAAAAAACUUACAUACUGGUACCCUGGAUUUCAUAAAGUAGCUUAAAAAAAAGAAGUGCAGCAAUGAAAAUGAAAGUAAGGUUCGUGUUAAACACUUAACCCUAUCCUACACAGAGUUACAGAGUUUUGGAGUCUGUCUUCAGACUAACUGUCUGGUUACAUAAAGGCCCAAAGUAUUUUCAAUCUCGGACUCGUUAACUGGGACUCAUUUGUUCUGGACAGGGACUCAUUUUUCACCUGAUGAGUCUCAGGACUCACCUUUAACAAAAUCACUGAAUACCAGUACAUGCAGAUGUGUUUUGUACUUUUGGUUGUUAAAAUAAUCCUCUAAGGGUCAUUUUGUCAUGAAAUGGUCAAAUGUCCUUAACAGAACUCCAAGGGACAAGAACCAAGUGUCUGUUUUACAAAGGUUCCUGUAGCCACUGUAUGAAGUUGGGUAUCUAAGGGUUAAAAAAAUUAAGUAACAGAAAUAAUGGCCGUAAUGGAGCAUGUAUAUUGGCCACUUUGAGGUUGUGCGGAAGACUGGGUCAAGAUGGUUGUCAAGUGCAUUGUGGGACUGUUUUGGGGGACGAAUUUUCAACAUGGCGGCAAAUUUGACCCCCAAAACAGUCCCACAAUGCACUUUGGCAACCAUCUCGACCCGUGCAACUUCAAAGUGGCGAAUGUGAAGUUGUCGUUUGAUGUAAUUUGUUUAUAAAGCGUUAGUAGAGACUGAGUUGAAUUCUUAUUACCAGGGUUUUCAGAGGCUAAGAUCAAGCUCCCCCAGCCCUCCCCCUGUGGCAGUGAAUUUGGGCGAUUCAGUCCUUGAUGGUGGUGAAGUGGUUCAUCAUGAAGGCCAAGCAAUGGCAGAACAUGGGGAUGAUAUCCAUGAGGAGGUAUAGCAAAGUUCCUUCAGUGAAGACUGUACCCAUCUAAUACAAUCAGCUAGACUUUCAAAAAAGUCCUUCGUCGGCGCGGGACGACUUCGUCGCUCGCGGUCGCCGCUUCGCGGCCAAACAAGGCUCGCUCCGCUCGCCAAGAGGUCGACUUGUAGCAAGUCUAACAAUCCGCCAGCUGACGACCAGCGCGCUGAAGUAGCUGAAUAUCAUGAGAACAUCAAAAUAUUUAUCUUGAAACGUGAUAACACAGAAGUAUCAAAAAAAGUACACCCCAAUUCACACCAAUUAAACAUGUUUAAUUAAAUCAGCCUGUCAAAACUGAAAAGCAGUAAUGGAAAACUGGAACACAGGUUACUUUGUACACAGGAUUAAAAUGAACUUCAACGCGCUCUUUAAUUUCCAAGCUUUAGUCUGAAUCGGACAAAAGAAGUUACAAUAGAAGCUACAAUAGAAGUAAGAAGUAAGGAGUUUAUUGAACACGCCCCUGCAGGGCUUUUCAUUGAUACAAGACAAAGGUAUAAUGCAUUAUAAAGGUUUUAAGAAAAAUAUUUCCACCUAAAAAAGAGGGAAAAAUUACCUAUUGUACAAUAAAAUGUUAAAACCUACAAAAUACUUGCGGGAUCAAGAAAUUCUGAACCAUAAUCUUCUGCUGUUAUUGUUCUUGAUCAACCAUGACUUUUUAGCGGUAAUGUUGUUCCAGGAAUUCAGGUAGCAGGUACAGGGAAUUGAGAAGUUAACAGAAAAAAUACUUAGAAAAGGGUAGGGAGAGAGGCCUUUGCGUGUCGUUUUGCCCACCAUUUUACAUAGCUCUCCACUAAGUGAUUGCCUGGAACAGGCUAUAAUGUACUGUAGAAAAUUUUAACACCUUGAUAAGUAUAUCUCACUUGUGUCUGCAAAGACGAUCUUUCUCAAUAGCAACUCUUUUGUGAUCAGAUUAGCUUUACUUGGAAACUGUUUCCCUUUUUUCCUCACACUUUUUACCCGGUCUUUGUUUUUUUCUCUUUCUCAGUUUGACUUUGGCGAGAUCAUUGUACAUCAGAUUAUCCACACUAUAGAGUACUGCCUUGGUUGUAUCUCAAACACUGCAUCUUACCUGCGACUUUGGGCGCUUAGUCUUGCUCAUGCAGGUAAGAUUACUGACUUCACAUCCCUAAGGUGGCUGAACACAGCUAUUCUACAAUUGCUUUAUCCUUUUACUGUGCGUGUUAAUAUCUUAUAACGAGGUUUCAAGUACUUCAAGUACUCUUCCGCGCCAAUAAGCUUAAAAAGAAAAAAAUGGAAUGGUAAAGGCAAGCUUAGAUAAAAACCUAAAAUUUGUCAGCAGAAAUUUAUUGUUUUCGUCACCUUAGACAUGUCACGUGAUCUUAGCGAGCGCACAAGUGAUGGGCAUGCGUAUUUAGGAAGCAAAGUGAGAGCGUUUGUUUUGUUGACUUUCAAUUUCAGGCAAUGUAAAACAGGUAAUAUAAAACAAACGAAAAUAUCUUAAACACAUGAAAAUAUGCGAAAUUGCCUAAGGGGCAGCCCGGGGGAAUAGUGGGCGGGAGAGGAAAGGGCGGGGGGUGGAACCUGCUCUAAGCGGGGGAAGUAGGGGGAAUUACGGUAAACAUUAAUUAUUAGUUUACUUUCCAUCACAGAGUUGUCAGAAGUGUUGUGGAGCAUGGUUCUUAAGUUGGCUCUGAGCAUGAAGGGAGGCGUUGGAGUUGUGGCAGCGUAUGCAUUGUUUCAGGCCUGGGCAGGUCAGGUUAUUCUCGUAACCCUUUAAGCCCCGGCCCAAUAUUCACGCAUACAAAUUCCCCACACUGGACUCUAUAGGCGAAUCUUUGUGUACAGUUUUUGCCUCAUUAACAUAUUCUUAUCACUAUCCUGAUGACACUAAUGAAAUAAAAACUCUAAAUAUUGAAAGGGCAUAACAGUUUCAGUUAUCUCUGAAACUUUGAGCCCAAUACAUUGAAUGGUUUCGGAGAAAUCCUCCUCUAAAAACACGAAAUUUUACAGAGAAUGUAUAGCUCGUUAACUUUUUUGCCACACAGCAAUUUCGCAGUUUUUGAUGGCUGAUAUUUCCUUCAAUAUUGCUUACAAAGAGCUGAAAAUUGCACAAAUUGCUCAACUUACUCAGCUCUUUCAACUUUUGCAUUUAGUUUAUAUAUACGGCCACGGCUUCUAUGAGUUAAGUCGUAUGCUAAUGAGGAAAAAUGUAAACAAUGACGUCAGCAAGGAUUCGCCUAUACAUUUCUGUAAGGAAUAAGUUGAGAGAAUUCGAUAAAAGAUCAAAGCAUUGUUCCUUAAGUGAUUAUUUUAUUAAUCCUCGCAACCUAUUCUUUUGAUAUUAAAUGGCUGUUUAUUACUCUUGAGUCUUAAGGGGUUAAGCAGCUUUUUUUUGGACGGAACCAUUUCACUCAGUUUUCACAGGUUCAACUACUAGGAAGUGGAAAUACAAAAAUUACCGCCUCAAAUAGUGUAGGAACAUUUUGGACGAAAUUGAAGAAGGUUAAAGUGGAUUGCAGUCUUUCCAGCUUUUUCAAAGUUUCUGUUUACAGUAUCACAGGGUUCGUUGAAAGUUUGUCAAAUGACAGCCACUGUAGUUUGUAUUACCGUUGGUCUUCAUCGGGCGAAGCUGCCUUGUGUUUCCUUUGAGGUUGUUGUAUUUCGAUGACUAGAAUUGUGUUAGAAGCUGUUCCCUUAGCGUCUCUGCUGUAUUGUCUGAUCGUGGGCACGCACACGCUUUUGGAAUCUCAAUUCCAGGGAGUGACUAUAGUGAGUAAACUAUAGACGAACCCUAUCAUCAUACACAAUCCGUGACAAAUAAUAUCUUUCAAUAUAAUUAUAUACUUACGCCACCGGCUGCCUUCUGCCCACUCGCCUUCCAGCUUUAUUAAGGAAUCAAAGGUCGUUUUUGUUUUUGUUUUUUUUUUUUGGUAUUUUAUUUUAUCCUGUAAAGCAUUUGUCGGGUUGCAGCUUCUGUUUAUAGUAAUACCUUCCGUGCUUAUAUUGAAUAUCACUCCGCGGUGCUAUGUCUUGGCGCUGUGCCUUGUUGUUUGUGAAACUUUGAUCUGAUAUUUUAUUGAAAAGAGACAAUCUCGUAUUGAACAAUACAUAACAAAUCACAGUGAAAAGGAUGAUAUAACAUAAUGUUUUAUUGACUGAGUUCAAUUGUUUGCAGUGUUGACGGUUGCUGUCUUGUUGAUUAUGGAGGGGUUGUCAGCUUUCCUGCACGCUCUCCGUCUUCACUGGUAAGUUGUUGCUACAACAGUUCCCAAUAAUUAACUUUAUGCAUAGCAGAGCUGUCACUGAUUUCAGCAAAAUAGCUGAGUUAGUAUAUAAGUUUUUUGAGCAACAGGAAGUCCACACGCUCGAGCGUUUCCCUGUAUCUCCAACAUGAACCAUCUAGGAUCCUGAAUCUGGGAUUGUUAUCCCCCUUCCCACCUCCCCAUCCCCCAUCCUCCCAUCCCCCUCCCCCCCUUCCCGCAUGGGAUAUCUCCUCAGUCCUGCACCAGAGGUACUUACCAUUUACAUCGGAAAAACGGAAAUUACGUUUGGAAAAUCAAAUGGCUCGCGCCAUUCCAGUUAGAAAGCUUCAGAAAUUAAGGGCUGUGAUUUGAGGCGAUGCAAUUUUCUUACUCAUUUUAGGUUGUUCAGCUGAGUUGCAUGUCCUUUGUAGCGGGUCCUUCUCCCGCACUACGUCAGAUUUUAUAGUUUUAUUUUUGUACACAAGAUUUCCACCCGGGUGGUGUGUAUGUAAACGGCAGGCACCCAAGCAUUAUGUAGACUUUUAAAAAAGUCCUUUGUCCGAUUCGCGACUUCGUCGCUCGUUUGGCCACUUCGCGGCCUAAAAAGCUCUCUCCUCUGGCUAAGAAACUCGUGAGGCCGAUUUGUAGCAAGUCUAAAGCAUUAUGUUACCAAGAACCCACUUAUGCUCUUAAAGAACGUGGUAAGGGAAAAUUGUUCUGUCAGUGAGAACGCAAUAGUCGUAGUUCACAAAACACUGGGGCGUUUGCUCGUCCCUCGCGAUUCUCAAUUGGAGAACUAUUUUAAAGCUUUGCUGGUACCUCGUUAAGUCUAAAGGGUUUUUCUGCGAAUUUCUGGGGUUUUCGUUUCUUCCACAACGCUGUUGCUGUUAAGUCCUUUUUUAACUCGUGGGUACGCGCGAGCGUAUCACGAGUUAUUGCAGGGACUGAGAUAUGCAAAUGAGUCACUCACUCACUCGUAGUAGACGCACUUCGUAAUUAAUCGGGUCCGAACUCGAGAGCGCGAAGAUCUAUCGUUUCCAAAGAAGCACCCGCUCGCCGAAGUUCGGUAGCAUCAAAUUCCUCGCUGCGAAAGUGGAUCGUGCGCUACAGCACGGUUAGGAUAGAGGUCUUACCAAAUUAAGACAGGCAGGAAUCUUUCAAAUUAGUACGAUUCAAAAGCCUUUGACCCGUCCAGGCGUUAAACUUGACAAGAAGAUGAGCAUUUGCUCUUCGACUCCUUCAACUUCGACGCUGGCUUGAUCUCGUACCUUGUAGUACUGUAGUAGGUUAUGUGUAUGAAUGAAUUUAUGGCGGUCAGUAUAAAACACGGAAUGCGAACUACGGACUGCGGACUGGGUAUAAAAUACGGACUGGUGAAAUGUAUGGUAAAUAAAGGCACUUCUUCUUCUUCUUCUUCUUCUUCUUCUUCUUAAGGACUCCCCAAGAUCACGGGGGGAAAUGGAUGUGAGUUUGAGCAUUACCUUUUUAAAAUAACAGCGGAUGUCGACAUAAGAAAACAUAAGCUAAUGUUUUGCGUCCUACUUCGCGGAGGAGUUGUGUCGGCUUUGUAUCGCAUAUGUUCUUUCAUUGCCAUGAAAUGCGUUUACAUUGUUUUUUACUGUCAGUAGCCUGGUUUCAAUUAGCCUUAAUUUCAUCCCAUUCCUUCGAGUCGUUUUUAUGGCUCGAUUGUUUGUCCCGGUCGUUUGCCGCCGGAAGUUCCAUAUAAAGCGCAUUAAAUUUGAAUAAUUAUUAUGCGACAUCCUAAAUGGCGUAGUGGCUAUGUGAGGUCGGGUCUUACCGAAGGCACCGGGUUCAAAUCCUGCUAUAGACCUUCUUUUUCCCUUCUUCCUUUUUUUUUUCUUUUUUGUUUUGUCUCGUUUGCUUAUUUGUUUUGCUGUUUUUUUUUGUUUUGUUUUUAAAUAUAUACUUAAAUAACUGUUACUAAAGUGCAAUAAACAGCAAGAAAAGUAUUGUGUUUCCAGAACAAGGAUAGUAUAUUUAUAAUAUGAAUUUCUAUCAUUUCCUAAAAUUCACUGUGGGAAAACCAGAGGUGAUAACUAAUUGAUUAUUUUCUAAACAACGUACCCACGAGUUGACGAUAGUCUUUCUUUGAUUUGUUUUUCUUUCUUUCGGCGACGCGGAAGGAUCUGCGGACAUUUUUUUUCUCAUUUACUUGAUUAACCCUUCAUGUGUAUUAAGUUUUACUCAUGAUUUCUCAUUGCAAUUUUUAAUUAUCAUUUUGAAGGGUCGAGUUCCAGAACAAGUUUUACCAAGGAGCAGGCUACAAGUUCCAGCCUUUCUCUUUCAAGCUCAUAAUAAGUGGACAGUUGGAGGAGUAA